CUGGUUUUUUUGCAUAGAUCUCUAAGGUCUAUGGUUUCUUGUGUGCAUUGAGUAGUAGUCUUUGGUAAAUAUGGCUGCGUUAAAGUUGUGGGAAGUGGGGAAAGCAGGUCGGUUGUUGAGACGUGUAUAUGGCAUAACCUGUGUCACCCCAUCCCGCAGUAAUUAUAAAUAUGUGAAUGCAGAGGAAGAAAGUAUGGAAUUCAAAGAUAUAACAGACCGUGCAGCUCAGACUAUGUUUUGGACUGAACUUUUCAGAGGGGCCGGCGUAACAUUGGCACAUAUAUUUAAGGAGCCAGCGACAAUAAAUUAUCCUUUCGAGAAGGGUCCACUGAGUCCGAGGUUCCGCGGUGAACAUGCCCUACGCAGGUAUCCAUCAGGUGAAGAACGCUGUAUAGCGUGUAAACUCUGCGAGGCAAUUUGCCCGGCACAGGCCAUCACUAUUGAAGCAGAGGAACGAGAAGAUGGAAGUCGCCGAACAACACGCUAUGAUAUUGACAUGACGAAAUGUAUAUAUUGUGGAUUCUGCCAGGAAGCUUGUCCUGUUGAUGCCAUAGUGGAGCAUAAUACAGCAGCUCGAUGUGACGUAGACUCAACAAGUUGUUGGAAGUCCCCUGCAAAAAUACACUACUGGCCAUUAAAAUUGCUACACCAAGAAGAAAUGCAGAUGAUAAACAGGGCCCAAAUUUUGAGUUCUCUACAGAAACUCACGAGGAAUUGUUGUACAACAAGGAAAAACUGUUGAACAAUGGUGAUAAGUGGGAAUCUGAAAUUGCGGCAAAUAUCCAGGCGGAUCACUUGUACCGAUAAGCAGCUAUUUGUAAUGUGUAUUGUAUUAAGUAGGCAAAAAUUAAGAAAUUUGUGUUAUUACACUUGUUGACGUGUGUGUAUAUCAGUUGUUGAUGAAGAAGAAAUAAAUUGCUGUUUGUGACA
This is a messenger RNA of Schistocerca gregaria, 930 nucleotides long. RefSeq names its product NADH dehydrogenase [ubiquinone] iron-sulfur protein 8, mitochondrial (gene ND-23). Gene Ontology annotation, biological process: mitochondrial electron transport, NADH to ubiquinone; mitochondrial respiratory chain complex I assembly. The coding region runs from base 71 to 742 and encodes 223 amino acids. The record is from RefSeq and is a predicted model, not a curated record. Gene Ontology annotation, cellular component: membrane. Lineage: Eukaryota; Metazoa; Arthropoda; Insecta; Orthoptera; Acrididae. Gene Ontology annotation, molecular function: NADH dehydrogenase activity; 4 iron, 4 sulfur cluster binding. The transcript is spliced from 6 exons.